Molecule: messenger RNA, 757 nt
Organism: Oxyura jamaicensis (ruddy duck)
Lineage: Eukaryota; Metazoa; Chordata; Aves; Anseriformes; Anatidae
Gene: YJEFN3
Product: YjeF N-terminal domain containing 3
Exons: 5
Cellular component (GO): mitochondrion
Molecular function (GO): NAD(P)HX epimerase activity
Source: RefSeq, a predicted model, not a curated record
GGACAUCCCCGUCCUCACCGCUGCCCGAUUCCCCGCAGCAAGGCGGAGGCGGAGGCCAUCGAGAAGGAGCUGCUGGAGGAUUACCGCUUCGGGCGGCAGCAGCUGAUCGAGAUCUGGGGACACGCCUGUGCCAUGGCCGUGACCAAGGCCUUCCCGCUGCCGUCCCUCCCGCGGAAGCAGCCCACGGUGCUGGUGGUGUGCGGCCCGGCGCAGAACGGUGCCAUCGGGCUGGUGUGCGCGCGGCACCUGCGGAUCUUUGACUACGAGCCCACCAUCUUCUACCCCAAGCGCUCCCCGGACCCCCUGUACCGGGACUUCACCACGCAGUGCGAGAAGAUGGACAUCCCCUUCCUCUCCUACCUCCCCACCGAGGUGCAGCUGAUCAACGAUGCCUACAACGCCGUGGUGGACGCGGUGCUGGGCGCCGAGGCGGAGCUGGGUGAGGGGAGGGGGCCCUGCGCCGGCAUCCUCGCCACCCUGAAGCACGUCCGCAUCCCCAUCGUCAGCCUGGACGUGCCCUCAGGGUGGGACGUGGAGGCCGGGAGCAGCAGCGGGAUCAGCCCCGACGUCCUGGUGUCGCUGAUGGCGCCCAAGCAGUGCGCCCGCCGCUUCCUGGGCCGCCAGCACUUCGUGGCCGGCCGCUUCGUGCCCUACGACGUGCAGAAGAAGUUUGAGCUCAACCCGCCCGAGUACCCCGGCACAGAGUGCGUGGUGCCCCUGUGAGCCCUGGCAAUAAAACGCUGGCAGCUCCUCGCCA